Messenger RNA from Salvia miltiorrhiza (redroot sage), 844 nucleotides. RefSeq names its product gibberellin-regulated protein 14-like. The record is from RefSeq and is a predicted model, not a curated record. NCBI's taxonomy places the organism in Eukaryota, Viridiplantae, Streptophyta, Magnoliopsida, Lamiales, Lamiaceae. The coding region runs from base 211 to 639 and encodes 142 amino acids. The transcript is spliced from 4 exons.
GAAUUUAAAUUAAAUAAUUAAUAUUAUGCCAGAUGCCAUCUAUAUAUUAAAACUAUCUUCCAAAUAUCUAGAUAUGCAUAUAUUUGUUGGCAUUAAAUUCUGGGACAGGGGCAUCAAUGUCAACAUGAAGCAAAUUACUCUAUAAAUUCACUACCAAGAGCUGGCUGGACUUCACACCACUAAACACUUUUUCACUUGCAAAAAAUACUCAUGGCUUCUAAAUUGCUUUUUGCACUUGCUUUCUCUCUCUUCUUGCUUUCUCAGGUUUCAUCUGAUUCAAAGAAGAAUGAAGAAUCCAGCCAUGCUAGCCAAGCGUUACACGUUUUGAGCAGAGGUGACAGGAAACUAAUGCAUGCGGUGCUAGACGUCUCGAAGUAUUUAAAGGCUCGACUGAUACCCCGAGGUGUCGCCCUCGCCCCGGCUCCAGCCCCAAAGCCUAGCCACGGGGCGGUCGACUGCGGCGGGCUAUGCAAGAACCGGUGCAGCCUCCACUCAAGGCCAAAUAGAUGCUUGAGGGCAUGUGGAACUUGUUGUGCUAGGUGCAAAUGUGUGCCACCGGGGACCUUUGGCAAUAGAGAAGUGUGUGGAACAUGUUACACAAAUAUGACUACCCAUGGAAAUAUGAGCAAGUGCCCAUAAUCAAUCAAUUAAUAUAUGUAUGGGGCCCCAUUUUGCAGCUGGAUCUUUUGUGGGUUUGAUUUGAUUGUCUUAGACUAUUAGGUUAAGUUUGGUGGGACUAUUUUGGUUUGGAUUUAAAUUAUUAUCAUGUUUGUUGUUUUGUGUUGUCCUUGUGUAAUUAUCAGAGAUAUGUUUGAAUGAGGAGUUGGGAGUAUUUCUAUGGCUA